AUGACUGAUUAUUGUAAGCAAAUUAAGCUUCUUGCGGAUCAACUUGCUAUUGUUGAUUGCCCGAUGUUCGAUCGUAAGAUGCUUAUGAAACUCAUUGCGGGCCUCACCAAGGGCGAAUACGAUACCGUGGCUGCCAUUGUUUCUCAAUCCAAACCAACUCCAAGCUUUAAUAAAGCACGGUUAAUGUUCAUUUUGGAGGAAACUCAUCGCCAAAAUAAACAAGACGAAUCCGACCAGCAUGCUCUUAUGGCCCAACACUCUCAAGCUCCAGCCUCGUCAACACAGCAGCAUGGCGGUAGUGGUUGGGGUCGAGGCAAAGGCCGUGGCAGCAAUUUCAAGGGAAAGGGUCGUGGGAAAGGUCACGGAAACAACAACAACAAUAAUCAGCAGCAAUAA
Messenger RNA from Chenopodium quinoa (quinoa), 396 nucleotides. RefSeq lists its product as uncharacterized. The transcript has a single exon. Lineage: Eukaryota; Viridiplantae; Streptophyta; Magnoliopsida; Caryophyllales; Amaranthaceae. The record is from RefSeq and is a predicted model, not a curated record. The coding region runs from base 1 to 396 and encodes 131 amino acids.